Molecule: messenger RNA, 1136 nt
Organism: Tripterygium wilfordii
Lineage: Eukaryota; Viridiplantae; Streptophyta; Magnoliopsida; Celastrales; Celastraceae
Exons: 6
Coding region: 123-911 (262 amino acids)
Source: RefSeq, a predicted model, not a curated record
GCCGAUACGAGACGUUCUCAACUCUGAGUGUUGCAACCGAGAAAGGGGAGAGGAGGUGUCUUUCUUCGUUCUCAGAAGCACUCGGCAAUCCUAUUUGGCAUUUUUUUUAGCUGUGGUGAGCAAUGAGAUCUACGGCCGAUGCUUUGCUCGAGCUUGACCGGGUUUUUGUCUCUAAAAAGGAUGUUACUUCCCAAGAAGUAAAUGUUCUUCUAAGUUGCAGAUCCAAGGCUAUGAAGGGAUUUUUUGGUGGAGCUCUUAUUGGGGGUGGUCUUGCGUGGGGAGUGGGAUGGAAGUAUUCAAGACCAACGCGAAUGAUCCUUUCAGGAGCAGCUGCUAUGUAUACUGGACGCUCGAGUUUUCGUAAAUCUAUAAGUUCAUCUGUUGAUCAAAUUCUUGCUCUCGAUGGAAGUCGGAUUCAGAAGGAGUUAGCAACUAUAAUAAUGGAAAGGCAUUGGAAUGAUCCUUCAAUGAUGCAGCUUAUCACCAGGAUUUUUUAUACGGAGAAAGUGUUUGAUGAUUCAACCUCAGAUCAGCCCAGGCUGAGAUGGCGCUAUCGGAAUUUUUUCAGUGAUGAUGUUGCAUUUCAUCAAAGUUCACAUGAUGACAGCGAUUCUCAUGAUAGCUCCCGCAACAACGCCCAGAGAGAUUUUGAUAGUACGUCCAAUAACAAUUCUCGUAUUGUCUCCCACAAUGAUGGAAGAAAGAAUGAUUUGGAGCACAAGCAACUUAAUAUGAACACUGGCCCUGAUGUGAUGGAGGACCCUCUAGAUUGUGUUUUUGGAUCUAUGACAGCAAUGGAGGAGAUUCGCAACCCCAGUUCCUUGACUACGCCGACCAGGCAUGACCAUAAAAGAUCUCAUCGUAGGCGUCGAAUGCACCGUCAUGUACUUCGUUCAGAGCAUCGUGCAUGAUAUACAGCGGGUUAAAGCUGAGCAUCAGGUCCUCUUUGUUUAAGCAAAUCCGUGUGACGUUUUAACUGUGGACUGGAUAUGGUACCAUUUGCUUAUGCAUUGUUAAAAGCAACUCUAAUGACUAGAUAUGUAAGACCUUUGUUACCUAAGGUGGUAUGGUGUAUGACAUGCAUUGGAAGAGAAGCGGUCAUUGCCUCUGAUUUAAAGAAAUUUCGUCAUAAUCUA